AUGAGCAAUACAAGUGCUGACGUGUAUAAUGAAGAAAAUAAAACUGUUAAAAAUUGUGAAGACGUGUCUUCCAUGCAAUUAAGUGUUUCGAACGGCAGUCAGCGAUGCCAACUCAGCACGUUGAGAACGAAUUAUUGCGUCUUCCAACGAGUCGUGUUCAUCGUCAAGACUAGUCGAGCGAAGAAGAGGAUCACCGCCGCCAAAAGACCACGAAAAGAACGCCACGUACGAGCGUUCUCGCGUGUUUCGAGAAUAGAUUUAAGGUUUGACAGUUGUCUCGACAGUUGCCGAAGUUCUUCACAGGGCGAUUGGAUGGUAAAAUUGGAUAUCAGCCAGGCUUACUACCACGUCCCAACUCGGGAAACACCGAUGUUUCCUACGUGUCAGUUAAAGGGAAGACUACUUCAAAUGACGUGCCUACCAUUUGGAUUAGCAAGUCCAAUGUUUGCUUCGGUAACAAACUGGAAGAGAACUUUUACGCCGUCAAGGUUUAAGAGUCAUUGUCUUCUUGGACGAUUACCUGCUCGUCCACCAGGACAGGGAAGUCCUCCAGGCCCAGGUUCACAAAGCCAUGCAAUUUCUGCAGAAUCUAGGCUGGAACAUAAACUCAAAGAAAUCGAUAUGCACUCCUACGAGACUAAUCGAUUUUCUGGGUAUCACUUGGGACACAAACUCAAACAGAAAGUUCCUACCCACAGAAAAAAUCAACAAAAACGUAGGUCGACCGCUGUAGCCGGCAAUUGGACUCUCAAGCAGGCCCAAUGCCUCUUAGGACUGGAAGCUGUAUACGAGCCUUCAGCAGAUCCUGGAAAUACGACCUGGCGUGGAUAUUUCCUCCGCCGGGCUUCUACCUCAGUAGCACCACCUCAACUCAGGCAAGGCAGGUUCAUUGUAGUAGCACCCAAGUGGAGAAGCUUUUUGGCGCCCAGAUCUAAAAAUCGAGCUUUGGCUCAUCCAGUUUGUACGAGAUCUCGAAAAAACUCUAAUCAACCGUAA
Molecule: messenger RNA, 996 nt
Organism: Leptosia nina
Lineage: Eukaryota; Metazoa; Arthropoda; Insecta; Lepidoptera; Pieridae
Source: the annotation of a GenBank genome assembly